This is a messenger RNA of Papaver somniferum (opium poppy), 861 nucleotides long. RefSeq names its product subtilisin-like protease SBT1.4. The coding region runs from base 1 to 861 and encodes 286 amino acids. The record is from RefSeq and is a predicted model, not a curated record. Gene Ontology annotation, biological process: proteolysis. Gene Ontology annotation, molecular function: serine-type endopeptidase activity. The transcript has a single exon. Lineage: Eukaryota; Viridiplantae; Streptophyta; Magnoliopsida; Ranunculales; Papaveraceae.
AUGUCAACUAUGAAAACUUCAUGGAUAUUUUUCCUUCUCAUCAUUAAUCUCUCUAUUAUACCAUCAAGUAUUACUACUUCCCAUGAAGCUGAACAAUCCGAGUCUACCUUCAUUGUUCUUGUUUCUAAAUCCGAUAAACCACCGAUUUUUAAUUCUCAUCAUGAUUGGUACACUUCAACGCUCCAAUCUCUUCCACCUUAUUCACCCUCAUCUCAUCGGAAUGGUACUCGUCGCGAAACCAUUUAUACUUACGACCAUGCUAUUCAUGGUUUCGCUGCUAGACUAACACCUUCUCAAGCUUCACAUCUUCGAACUCUACCAGGAUUUAUCUCAGUCAUCCCUGAGCGUAUUCACCAAUUCUACACCACUCGUAGUCCGCAGUUUCUUGGUCUAAAUGAUGGUUUCGGUCUUUGGCCGACAUCAAAUUACGGUGAAGAUGUUAUUAUAGGUGUUCUCGAUACCGGAAUCAUGCCGGAACACAAAAGCUUUGAUGACUCAGGUUUAAAUCCUGUACCAGCAAGAUGGAGAGGUACUUGUGAGGAUGGACCUGACUUUCCGGCGUCAUCUUGUAAUCGAAAACUAAUUGGUGCUCGAUCUUUUUACAGAGGAAUUGAAGCAAAAAUUGGUCAUGCUGUCGAUGCGGACGGUACUGAAACGAGAUCCCCGAGAGAUAAACUAGGACAUGGCACACAUUGUGCAUCAACUGCAGCUGGAUCUUCCGUUAUGAAUGCUGGGUUCAGUACAUAUGCUGUCGGAGAAGCUAAAGGAAUGGCAACUAGAGCUAGAAUUGCCGCUUACAAGGUUGGUUUUGGUGUUGCGCCUGGAUCUGUUGAUUCUGAUAUUUUAGCCGCUUACAUAUGA